AUGAAGACUUCUCCUAACAUGUUUCUUCUACUCCAGUUAACACUCAUCUUCCUCUCUUUCAUAUACUUCUCUAAAUCAAACGCUUCAAACGAUUUAUCCUGCCACCCCAAUGAUAAAGCUGCUCUCCUCAAAAUAAGAGACCAUUUCGGCGGCCCUAACGGACCCCUAUCCGACUGGCACACCAAUGCAGACUGUUGUAUUGAUGACUGGAUCUCCGUCGGGUGCCUAGCCGAACAGCAAGGCAGCACAGUCGGUAGAGUCAUCGCUGUCACCUUCGGGAGUACUUUUGGUUUGUCUGGUACGAUUCCAGCUGAGUUCGGCGACCUCCCUUUCCUUGGAACACUUUGGUUAACGGGAGCUCUCAACAUAACUGGGCCAAUCCCUAACUCUUUCAGCAAACUCAAAAAAUUGCGAAGCCUCAAACUUAACUCCAACAACCUUAGUGGCCCGAUCCCCACCUUCCUAGGCCGGUUGAAGCGCUUAGAAGAGGUUGAUUUGUCUAACAACAAGUUAUCCGGUGUUAUUCCAGCGUCGCUCGCCACCCUACCGUCUCUCUCCCAGUUGAAUGUUAGCUCUAACCAUCUGUGUGGUGCGAUACCUACUGGGUUGAAGAAGUUGGAGAAGAGUAUGUUUGAGCAUAAUAAAUGCCUUUGUGGUGCACCUUUAGCAGCUUGCAAGUGA
Molecule: messenger RNA, 681 nt
Organism: Medicago truncatula (barrel medic)
Lineage: Eukaryota; Viridiplantae; Streptophyta; Magnoliopsida; Fabales; Fabaceae
Product: polygalacturonase inhibitor
Exons: 1
Coding region: 1-681 (226 amino acids)
Molecular function (GO): protein binding
Source: RefSeq, a predicted model, not a curated record